Ixodes scapularis (black-legged tick) is the source of this 1581-nucleotide messenger RNA. Its product is annotated as calreticulin. The record is from RefSeq and is a predicted model, not a curated record. The transcript has 2 exons. Gene Ontology annotation, biological process: protein folding. The coding region runs from base 147 to 1388 and encodes 413 amino acids. Gene Ontology annotation, molecular function: calcium ion binding. Lineage: Eukaryota; Metazoa; Arthropoda; Arachnida; Ixodida; Ixodidae. Gene Ontology annotation, cellular component: endoplasmic reticulum; endoplasmic reticulum membrane.
AUUGGUCGACGGUCGCGCACCAAUCACGAGUAUACAUCUGGAGGGUCACGUGCCCAACCGGCUUUGAUUUACAAGCGCUGAUCAUAGCUGCUGCUAGGUCUUUGAACGUGGUUUCCUGAGCUCGUCGCUGGCCCUAGGUCCUCAUCAUGCGGAUCGUGUGCUUGUUGCUGCUUCUCGUAGGCACGGUCUUCGCCGACCCCAAGGUGUACCUCAAGGAAGAGUUCGCCGACGGAGACGCCUGGACGAGCCGAUGGGUACACUCCACGAAGAAGGGAAGCGAGCAGGGAACUUUCAAGCUGUCCGCCGGCAAGUUCCACGGCGACCCGGAGAAGGACCUCGGCAUCCAGACCUCUGAAGAUGCCCGCUUUUACGGACUGUCCACCAAGUUCGAGCCGUUCUCGAACGACGGCAAGACCCUGGUCGUCCAGUUCACGGUGAAGCACGAGCAGAACAUCGACUGCGGCGGCGGCUACGUGAAGCUGUUCGACUGCUCGCUGGACCAGAAGGAGAUGCACGGCGAGUCUCCGUACCACAUCAUGUUCGGGCCGGACAUCUGCGGGCCCGGCACCAAGAAAGUGCACGUCAUCUUCAACUACAAGGGCAAGAACCUGCUGAUCAACAAGGAGAUCCGCUGCAAGGAUGACGUGUACACCCACCUGUACACCCUGAUCGUGAAGCCGGACAACACGUACACGGUGAAGAUCGACAACGAGGUGGUGGAGAGCGGCGAGCUCGAGAAGGACUGGUCCUUCCUGCCGCCCAAGAAGAUCAAGGACCCCGCCGCCAAGAAGCCCGAGGACUGGGACGACAGGGCCAAGAUCGACGAUCCGGAGGACACCAAGCCCGAGGACUGGGACCAGCCCGAGUACAUCCCGGACCCUGACGCGACCAAACCCGAGGACUGGGACGACGAGAUGGACGGCGAGUGGGAGCCGCCGCAGAUCAACAACCCGGCGUUCAAGGGCGAGUGGAAGCCGAAGCAGAUCGACAACCCGGCCUACAAGGGAGCCUGGGUGCAUCCAGAGAUCGAUAACCCAGAGUACAGCCCGGACCCCAAGCUGCACAGCUACAAGGAGAUCUGCACCCUCGGCUUCGACCUGUGGCAGGUCAAGUCCGGCACAAUCUUCGACAACAUCUUGCUGACUGACGACGAAGAGUAUGCCCGGCAGUACGGCGAGGAGACUUGGGGAGCCACCAAGGAUGCCGAGAAGAAGAUGAAGGAGCAACAGGAUGAGAAGGAGGACAAGGAGGCAGAGAAAAAGGACAAAGAGGAUGAGAAGGACGAGGACUUCGAGGAGGAGGAUGAUGAGGACAAGAAGGAAGACGAGGAGGCGCCGGCUGGCGGCGAUGCUGAGGAAGAACACAAGCACGACCACGAGGAACUUUGAGGACAUCUUCGACAAAAUGGGGGCAUAUGGGACAUUGGGUGGGGUGUGUGAACCGGCGGCUCCCUCCCUCGAAGAGGCGGGGGAGCUGUCAAUCUUUUGUACAGACAUCUUUAUCAUUUCAGUCACUCCUUUCUCCCAUGUGAAGUUGUUGAGAUGGCGAUUUAAUAAAAAAAAAAAACAGAUUACUUGUGUA